AUGUCAUUUAUGUUAUUUAAACUACCAUCGAUCAAGAGAAUAGGUUUCGACAAAUGUGUUGAUGAAGAUGUAAUAGAUUACUAUAAGUUGGAAUCUGGUAAUCAAGCAACAGGUUUCGCACAUACCAAAUCGAAAUAUCGAAAUUCAACACAAGUCAACUACGCAGUAAGGAUCUAUAGCGUUUCCGAGAACACCGCUGAAAAUGAAGCAAUGGAGUCUACCUAUCCUCAUCUCAAGUUUCUAUACACUCCUGCGAUUUUGGCAUCACCGUCCUUCGAUCAAAAUAUCGAUUCUUCUGAUUCCGAUUUAUUAUAA
Heterostelium album PN500 is the source of this 315-nucleotide messenger RNA. RefSeq lists its product as uncharacterized. Bases 1 to 315 code for a protein of 104 amino acids. NCBI's taxonomy places the organism in Eukaryota, Evosea, Eumycetozoa, Acytosteliales, Acytosteliaceae. The transcript has a single exon. The record is from RefSeq and is a predicted model, not a curated record.